ACACAGACGGCAGUGUUGAGAAUCAGCCCAUGAUUCCCACACUGUUUGUACAGUUUCAUCUAAUACAUCAAGUCCCAAAAUUUAACGUUUUGUGGUCUGGUGUGUUUCUCUGCAGGGUCAAGAAGCCAAUACUAUCGGAACCGAACGGCUCGGGAAUCGUUCAGCCCAUUUCUUCCUUUGCGGCAGAAAAAUAGAUUAGCUCCGAAACGCCUACGAGGUCAUGACUGACAUUUACCCGAUAAAUGGCAAGGACGAUGGUCUGGAUGUGGAAGACGGCCAGCUCAAGGAGGCCCUAAAAGAUCUGGAGACAUGGAGGGCUAAAGCAGAGAAAGCUGAUGAUGUGAAAGCCAGGCUAAUUUUGGAAAAACUGGAAGAAGAUGAUGCCAAGACAAAGGCCCAGCAGGAAAUGGUGGUUUGCGUCGAAAAGCAAGAGGAUUCCCAGAAGGAAUUCACUCGAAGUACUAAUGCACUGCAGGAUGAAAUCCUGAAGCUUGGUAAACGCAGACAGGAUUUGCUGGACGAACUGAAGAACCAUCAAGCUGAGCUGGAGGCUAAGAGGGCGGAAUCCAUCAAACUGAAGCAGAAAUUCAAGAUCUACGUCCAGAUUCCGGACACAGAGGUGAAGUUUUGGGGUCAGAAUAAAGAUGAGAGGGAGGAUGACAGUCAGGUAAUCAGAGGAGUGUUCUCCAUCAGCCAGAGACCCACUGUGCUCCUGCAGGGAGGACAGGCACUCAUUACUUUCGAAGAGGAGAAAGUGGCCUCUAAAAUGCUGAAGAUUCCCAAGUGCUCUGUCUCCUGUGACAACGGUUGUUUGGAUACGAAACCAAAAAAUAUUACCUUGGAUCCUACUGUUAAGUUUGAGGUCAACCUUGACGUUUCCAGAAAGAAGCUCAAAGUUUCCAACAUCCCCUCUACCAUGUCACUGGAGAGAAUGGCUGACCGACUGGAGAUGAGUUUCUCUAAGCCUAGCAGAGGAGGCGGAGAAGUGGACUGUGUGGAGUAUGAUCAGAACACUGGGACAGGACAGAUCACCUUUCUCCAACCUGGAGUUGCAGAGAACCUGGCCCUGAGAGGAGAGUACCGUGUCGAUCUGGACUCUGAAGUGAACGUGCAGGUUGAAACGGUUUACAAAUACCAGCUGUGCAAGUUUCAGACCUUCUGUGGCUCUCCAAAGCGAUCCAUCCUCCUGGAUGACAUUGCGGACAUAGAGGAUGAGGAGGACCUACAGGAUCACUUGGAGAUCCAUUUCCAGAAGCCAAGCAACUAUGGUGGUGAGAUAGAGUGCAUCAAGUACAUCUCCAAGGGGAAGGCUCUGCAGGCCUUUUUUUCUCUGUGAGGACACCGUAGAGAUGGAAGACUUACUUUUAUCAGCAGGAGGCAAACCUCUUAUGGCUAAACCAUUAAAGAAAAGUAAAAAGACUUAGUAGCCUAACUGUUAGAAGUAGAAAAUAGUGUUUGAAAUAUGUUUUUAUGUGUGAAUAUGUGUCCAAAUUAGAGGGAUACAUUUUGGAAAAUGUACCUAUUUGCAGUGCUGCUAAGAUUCAGGUAGAUUACACUGUCCUCUUAGCAUUCAGUAGAAGGUUUGCAUUUAAUUAUGUUAUUCAUAUCAUAAGGUGAGGGUGUUUUGAUGGUGUUAGGUGACAUACAAAGACCAUUGCCAUGUAACUUAAAAUGUGUCCUUUCACAUAUAUGUAGAAAACUGUAUGCAUGUGUAUCUCAAUAUCUUGAUUAAAUGUUGAUUAGAUGUCUUGUCCCGUUAAGCAGGAGCUGACACCCUCAAUCACAUCUGAAAUAACAUAUCGUAUGUGUUUUUGGUUUCUUAAUGAUACACAACAACCUCGGAAUCCAGUCUCAGUUGUCGAGAGAUCUCACUAAAUAAUGUCAUAAUCAUUAUAGAGAGGAGAGGCUGUGUUGAAAUGAAAGAAAUAAACAUUUAUCAGAUGACAGCACUGA
Molecule: messenger RNA, 1953 nt
Organism: Acanthopagrus latus (yellowfin seabream)
Lineage: Eukaryota; Metazoa; Chordata; Actinopteri; Spariformes; Sparidae
Gene: nmi
Product: N-myc (and STAT) interactor
Exons: 11
Coding region: 221-1336 (371 amino acids)
Cellular component (GO): cytoplasm
Source: RefSeq, a predicted model, not a curated record